Messenger RNA from Spirometra erinaceieuropaei, 1017 nucleotides. The record is from the annotation of a GenBank genome assembly. Lineage: Eukaryota; Metazoa; Platyhelminthes; Cestoda; Diphyllobothriidea; Diphyllobothriidae.
AUGAAAAGCAACAAAGAAUCAGCAGAAAAACCAAGCAAACUCAGCAGAUUCCACCCAGAGAGAUGGUGGAAUAAGAAGAAAAAUGCGGCCAAGGAUAUUGACGCAGCGGAAGAAAAGACGGAGGUGAAAUCUGCAGUGAAGAUGGUCGAUGAGAAUUCGAGUGCGAAUGCCGAUGCGGAGGAGGAGGAAUGCCAGCAUGAGCGGAGGAGAAGCAGUGUCAUGGUGCCCAUCCCCGUUCUCGGUGACAGACGGGAGAAGGAUGUUGAUGCAGCGGAAGAUGAGACGGAUCUGGAAUCUGCAGUGAAGAUGGUCGAUGAGAAUUCGAGUGCGAAUGCGGAUGCGAAGGAGGAGGAAUGCCAGCAUGAGCGGAGGAGAAGCAGUGUCAUGGUGCCCAUCCCCGUUCUCGGCGACAGACGGGAGAAGGAUGUUGAUGCAGCGGAAGAUGAGACGGAUGUGGAAUCUGCAGUGAAGAUGGUCGAUGAGAAUUCGAGUGCGAAUGCGGAUGCGGAGGAGGAGGAAUGCCAGCAUGAGCGGAGGAGAAGCAGUGUCAUGGUGCCCAUCCCCGUUCUCGGCGACAGACGGGAGAAGGAUGCUGACGCAGCGGACGAUGAGUCGGAUGUGGAAUCUGCAGUGAACAUAGGCAAUGACACCUCUCUUGCCGUUUCCUCAGAGAGGUCUCGUAGCCGUCACAUUUGGUUCAGAUCGCCUUGCGCUAGGCGAUCUGAUGUCACUUGUAAGCGCCAUAACUUCUUGGGGACUGUUGGCGAUGGGAAUUUGAAUGCCUUUCCAAGAAUAUCUGAUAAGCGCCUGAUGUUGUCUACUUCUGACGCCGGUAAUCAUUUGUCUCGUAUGCCCUGCCCGUCAAAUUUGCCAACAUCCUUGUCGAAGAAAAACUGGCUCCGGCAGAAGGUUAGUGAAAAUUGGAUGUAUAAGCAGCUAAAAUCCCUGAGCCCACAACGGUAUAGAAAGCGGGAUAUCGAAUAUGGAGUGCGACGGCGACUCUCAUCCGGCUCAUAG